GUGAACGUAACGGAAAAGUCGAGUCGAAGUCGCCGUCGCCUGUUGAAUGCUGAAAAAUUCUAUUUACUUCUCGCGGCUUCACCUACAAGCUCUUUACACUCUCCGUGUUUUUUUGUUGUUUGUUUUUUUUUUUUGUUUUUUGCAUUUGUUUUUAAGUUUUUGUUUUUGUUUUUAAACAUUUUACAUAUUCUAAACGUCGGAGCAGAGCGCGAACGAGCAACAAACAAGAAAAACAGCAGCAAGCGCCGGCAGCAGUGGAAAAGUCAAGAGACAAAACAGAAAGAAUCGUUUUACAAAAAUAAAACUGCGUAUGAUUGCAUGAGCCAUCCAGGGAUGCAACAAUCAGACAACAGCCAGUGCCAGUCCCUGUCCCAAUCCCAGUCCUAACACUCACUGCGUUUUCACGAUGACUGAUACUGGGAAUCACCACCACGACAACAAAAACAACAACAAUAAUAAUAAUUACAGCAAUGAGGCAUCCAGACUACGAUUGCCCGAGGAGCAGCACACAGCAGACCAACAACUGCUCCACCCGCAGCAGCAGCAUCACUCAAAGAAUGGUUCUGGCCAGGCCAAGAUAGUGCCAGCCAACUCGCAUUCACCCACAAAGAAAAAGAAGCGCCGCGACAAGAGCGAUCUGGGCGAUGAUUUUGUGGCGCCCGAUGGCGGCUGGGGCUGGCUGGUGGCCAUUGCCAGCGGUGUCAAUAUUCUGGUGACAUUCGCUCUGGCCCAGCAGUUUGGCAUUUUGUUCCGCGGUCGCAUGGCUGAUCUGGGUAUCAGCACCUCGGAGCUAACCACCAUCAUCAAUACACAGAUUGCGGUCUCUGCAUUUACGGGUCUGUUGAAUGGCCCGCUGUUCCGGCGUUACACAUACCGCGUGGUGGCUCUGGUCGGCUCAGUGCUGACCUUCUUGGGCCUCUUUUGGAUGGUGUUCGCCGACACCUUCACCGUCUACAUGCUGAGCUUCUCGAUCAUCUAUGGCUUCGGGCGUGGCCUGACAGUGUCUGCCUCAUCUCUGGCGGUGAACACGUACUUCAAGGUGAAGCGCCGCACCGCCACCGCGUAUCAGUUCGGUGUGGCAGGACUGGGGCCCAUUGUGUGCCCCUACUUUGCCACCUACAUGCUGAAGGAGUUCGGGGUGCAGGGCACGACGAUGCUGUUCGCUGGCGCCUCGUUGCACACGAUCGCCUGCUCGCUGAUCUAUCAGCCGGUGAAGUGGCACGUGGUGAAGCGGUCCAAGGAUGCCGAGGCGCUGCACGAGCCGCAGGGGCAGGCCGAGCGCGAGGAUCAGGAUGAGGAUAUCAUCAAGAGUGUGGUGGAGCCAGAGACACCAGGGCUGCCACGCGCCAACGAUGGAUGGUUUGGGUCCAGGGCCUCGCUAAACAGCAGCGGGACCCGUAACCGCCUCAACACCUGGGAGAAGUCCGAGCACAGCGGCCACGUGGAGCUGAAGCGUCUUAAUAGUCGCGGAGAGCGCACGGAUAUUCCGCCGCGCCAGCAGCGCAGCAUCUCCGUGAGCCACAGCAUCAAGGAGGAGGAGGCAGAGACGGAGACGGAGACGGACAGGGCGCGUCCAGGAUACGAAUCGGAAUCCGAGGCGGAGGCUGUGUCGCUGAAGCUGACAGAGAGGGACAAGCAGGAGCUCGAGGACGAGAUGGAGCGUGAGCGCCGCAAGAAGCUGCCCUUCUACAUGAAAAUCGUCAUAUUCUUCGAUCUGGAUCUGCUGAGGGACUUCACGUACUUGAACCUGGCCCUGGGCAUCACGCUGAUCAACUUUGUGGAGAUCAACUUUGCCAUUCUCACGCCAUUCAUACUCAACGAUCUGGGUUUCAAUAGCAGCCAGAUAGCCCUGGCCAUGUCCACGCUGGGCUUCUUCGAUCUGAUCGUUCGCUUCCUCAUUCCACUGAUCACCGCCAAAAUCAAUUUGAGCAAUCGCACCUUCUUUGUUGUGGGCAUCCUGGGCAUGUGCCUCGGCCGAAUGUUCCUGUCGAUGACCACCAAUUUCUAUGCGAUGGUCGGCAUCUUUCUCUUUCUGGGCCUCAACAAGGCCUUCCGCACGGUCUUCUGGUCGUUGAUCAUACCAGGAUAUGUGCCACUGAAGCGUCUGCCAGCUGCCGCAGGACUUCAGCUACUGAUGUCCGGCAGCUUCUCCAUGGCCUGUGGCCCACUCAUAGGUCUGGUGCGGGACCAUACCAGCUACGCCUUUACCCUCAACUGCUUGAAUGCCCUCUGUGUGCUGGCCAUUGCGGGCUGGUACCUGGAGGACUGUGUGCGCUCCCGCAUACGCAAAUCCCAGCCCGUUAAGUCGGUCAAUUGAAACCCGAUCCAGCAGCCCGAUCCAUCCCAGCCAUAAAUCUAGCGACAUGUUACCCACACCCCACAAUAUGUGUUUUUUUUUUUAUAUUCAUAUAUUUUUUAAUGUAAAUUAUAGUCAGCGUGUACAUUGUGUAUAUAAUAAUUGAGUCUAGCUAAUUAUUUGUAUUAACUAUUGAUAAUUGUUAUUAAUAUGCAUAAGCUGCCAACAAAACCAAACAAAACAAAACCAAAUAAUCCACGAGUCCUU
Molecule: messenger RNA, 2563 nt
Organism: Drosophila guanche
Lineage: Eukaryota; Metazoa; Arthropoda; Insecta; Diptera; Drosophilidae
Exons: 5
Coding region: 407-2317 (636 amino acids)
Biological process (GO): transmembrane transport; monocarboxylic acid transport
Molecular function (GO): monocarboxylic acid transmembrane transporter activity
Source: RefSeq, a predicted model, not a curated record